AUGAGAUCUGGGACAGAGAGGAAUACUUUGACCUUGUUUUGGGGUCUGAUGAUGCUAUUUGUCUCCACUGUCUGCCUAUGGACCGCAAAUGGAGAAAUCUGUGGUCCAAGUAUUGACAUACGUAAUGACAUCAGUGAGUUCAAGCGUCUGGAGAACUGCACGGUGGUGGAGGGCUUCCUGCAGAUCCUCCUCAUCGGAGACAAGACCAACAACCUCAACCAGGAGCUCUUCCGCUCCCUCAGCUUCCCCAAGCUGACCGUCAUCACGGACUACCUGCUCCUGUUCCGCGUCUCCGGCCUGGACAGCCUCAGCACGCUCUUCCCCAACCUCAACGUCAUCCGCGGACGCAACCUCUUCUACAACUAUGCCCUGGUUAUCUUUGAGAUGACCAGUCUGAAGGACAUCGGCCUGUACAACCUGAGGAACAUCACGCGAGGGGCCAUCCGGAUCGAGAAGAACCCGGAGCUCUGCUACCUGGACUCUGUGGACUGGUCUCUCAUCAUGGACGCAGAGUUCAACAACUUCAUUGCGGGGAACAAGCAGUCCAAGGAGUGUGGUGAUGUGUGUCCAGGCAUCACGGAGGACAAUGCUCAGUGCAUCAAGACCAGCUUUAACGGCAACUUUAACUCUCGCUGCUGGACAUCCAACCACUGCCAGAAAGUGUGCCCAGAGAAGAAGUGUGAGCGGCGGGCAUGUACGGACGGUGGUGAGUGUUGCCAUGCCCAGUGCCUGGGAAGCUGUACGGAGCCGGACGACGACAUGGCCUGCGCAGCCUGCCUGCACUACUACCACGAGGGCCGCUGCGUGCAGGACUGCCCCCAAGACACUUACAAGUUUGAGGGCUGGCGCUGCAUUACCAUGGACCUGUGUGAACAUGUGCACCUGGCCGGUGACUUUCACUUUGUCAUCCACGGAGGGGAGUGCAUGCCUGAGUGUCCAUCAGGCUUCACACGCAAUGAGAGCAAUAAUAUGUUCUGCAGUGCCUGUGAUGGCUUGUGUGAUAAGAUCUGCGACUCCAAGACCAUCGACUCAGUGGAUUCUGCUCAGUCUCUAAUGGGCUGCACAGUCAUCAAAGGCAACCUGCAAAUCAACAUCCGCCGCGGCAAUAACAUCGCCUCAGAGCUGGAGAGCUUCAUGGGGCUGAUCCAGACAGUGACAGGCUAUGUGAGGAUCCGACACUCCCACACGCUAGGCUCGCUCUCCUUCCUCAAGAGCCUGCGCUACAUCAACGGGGAGGAGCUCAUGGAAGGGAUGUAUGCUUUUUCUGCCAUUGACAACCAGCGCCUGCAGUACCUGUGGGACUGGACCCAACAUAACCUGACCAUCAGGGCUGGGAGGCUGUCCUUCCGCUUCAACCCCAAACUGUGCAUGUCUGAGAUCCACAAUAUGUGGGAGAAGACGGACAUCACUGAGAAGUUUGAGGAGGGCGAUUUCCGCAACAAUGGAGACAGAGCAAGCUGUGAGAGUCAUAUCCUGAAGUUCAAGUCCAAUAGCACGAUGAGUAACCGGAUCAAGCUGACUUGGGAGCGCUACCGACCACCAGACUACAGAGACCUCAUCAGCUUCAUCGUCUACUACAAGGAAGCACCGCACCAGAACAUCACAGAGUUUGACGGCCAGGACGGUUGUGGCUCCAACAGUUGGAACAUGGUGGAUGUAGACCUACCGCAAGACAAAGAGAUAGACCCUGGUGUGCUGCUGUCCCCCCUCAAGCCCUGGACCCAGUACGCCAUCUACGUCAAGGCCAUCACUCUGGUGGUAGAGGACAGACACAUCCUGGGAGCCAAGAGUGACGUGGUCUAUAUACGCACCAGCCCCUCAGAGCCGUCUAUGCCAAUGGAUACCCGGGCGUAUUCCAACUCGUCCUCCAAGCUGGUGGUGAAAUGGUCGCCUCCCCUCAACCCUAACGGCAAUCUCACUUUUUACCUGAUCCGCUGGCAGCAGCAAGCUGAAGACAAGGAGCUGUACCAACACAACUACUGCUCCAAAGAGCUGAAGAUCCCCAUUAGAAUCUCAGCCACGGGGUUGGCAGACAUGGAGGAGGACACCAAGCCCACCAAGCCUGACCUGUCUGGGGGGGACAAGGGCCCCUGCUGCCCCUGCCCCAAGACCAAGGAGGACCUGAAGGCAGAGAUAGACGACGCCUCCUACCGCAAAGUCUUUGAGAACUUCCUGCACAACUCCAUCUUCACCCCCAGGCCCCCAGACCGGCGGCGUAGGGAUCUAUUUGGGGUGGCUAACAGCACCUUGGCGCGGGGUGGCAACACCACAGGCCUGGAGGGUAAUGGGACAGACGGAGAAUCCCCCGAGAGGGAGUUCCCCUUCAUGGAGGACCGGAGCAAGACAGAGUUUAUAGAGAUCGCCAACCUACAGCCCUUCACUGUCUACCGCAUCGACAUCCACGCCUGUAACCAGGAGGUCCGCCGCUGCAGUGCUGGAGCCUUCGUGUUUUCCAGGACCAAACCUGCAGACAAAGCGGAUGACAUGCCAGGCACGGUGAAUCAGGAGAGGGAUGAGAAGGUGGAGGGGUCGGUGCUGCUGAGGUGGCCGGAGCCUGUCAACCCCAACGGUCUCAUCCUGAUGUAUGAGAUUAAGUUUCGCCAAGGCACCGAGCCUGAGAAACAUGAGUGUGUGUCACGCCAGCACUACAGAGUGCACAAAGGAGCUCGUCUGACCAACCUAGGCUCUGGGAACUACUCUGCCCGCGUGCGUGCCACCUCCCUGGCAGGAAACGGGUCCUGGACUGAGCCAGUGUCCUUCUACGUGACCCCACGCACACGGGACUACGACAUCACGUUCUAUCUGGUCAUCAUCAUCCCCAUCAUAGUGAUAAUCCUUAUUGCCAGCCUCAUCACUGCACUCUUUUUUAUCAACAAAAAAAGGAACAGUGACAGGCUGGGGAAUGGUGUCCUCUAUGCUUCUGUCAACCCUGAGUACUUCAGUGCUGCUGAGAUGUAUGUUCCAGAUGAGUGGGAGGUGGCCAGGGAAAAGAUCACCAUGCACAAGGAGUUGGGCCAGGGUUCCUUUGGCAUGGUGUACGAGGGCCUCGCUAAGGGCGUGGUUAAAGACGACCCAGAGACGCGCGUGGCCAUCAAGACGGUCAACGAGUCAGCCAGCAUGAGGGAGAGGAUAGAGUUCCUCAAUGAGGCUUCCGUCAUGAAGGAGUUCAACUGUUACCACGUGGUGCGUCUGCUGGGCGUGGUCUCUCAGGGACAGCCCACCUUGGUGAUAAUGGAGCUGAUGACCCGUGGAGACCUGAAGAGUCACCUGCGCUCUCUCCGUAAAGAGAACACGUCCAGCCAGGUUCUGCCCCCGCUGAAGAAGAUGAUCCAGAUGGCAGGGGAGAUUGCGGACGGCAUGGCAUACCUCAACGCCAACAAGUUCGUCCACAGAGACCUGGCUGCCAGGAACUGCAUGGUGGCGGAGGACUUCACCGUCAAGAUCGGAGACUUUGGCAUGACGCGAGACAUCUACGAGACGGAUUACUAUCGGAAAGGAGGGAAGGGCCUUCUGCCAGUCCGCUGGAUGUCCCCAGAGUCGCUGAAAGACGGAGUGUUCACCACAAACUCUGAUGUCUGGUCAUUUGGGGUGGUGCUGUGGGAGAUUUCUACCUUGUCUGAGCAGCCGUAUCAGGGCAUGUCCAACGAGCAGGUGCUGCGUUUCGUCAUGGAGGGAGGACUCCUGGACAAGCCUGACAACUGUCCUGACAUGCUGUUUGAGCUGAUGCGGAUGUGCUGGCAGUACAACCCCAAGAUGCGUCCCUCCUUCCUGGAGAUCAUCAACAGCCUCAAGGAGGAGCUGGAGCCUCCGUUCAGUGAGAUGAGCUUCUUCUUCAGCGAGGAGAACAAGCCCCCGGACACUGAGGAGCUGGACAUGGAGGUGGAGAACAUGAAGAACGUGCCACUGGACCCUGCACCCAGCAGACCCCCCACUGCUGUUCCUCUGCCCUCCCAGGGACCCAUGGGGGCCACAGGGGGCUCAGCGCCCCCUCCUCCCCAGCAGUUAUCCCCAAUGCAAUGCCCUUCUAAUACCCCGAAGGGACCUGGCUCUCCCUCCACCUCAGUCCCGGCUGCCUCUGUCUCGGCCUCCCCAGGCCUGGCCUUGGACAAGCACUCAGGACAGAUAUCGGCCAACGGGCCAGUGGUGGUGCUGCGGCCCAACUUUGAGGAUACACAAAACUACGCUCACAUGAACGGGGGGCGCAAGAAUGAGCGGGCGCUGCCACUGCCCCAGUCUUCAGCCUGCUGAUCCCCUCCUCCCCCCUCAGCCAGAUCACCCCACUCCUCCUCUUCUCACACAGGGUAACAUAAACUUCUCCCCUGCUUUAGUUAUGAUGGGGUGAUGGAUGAGUGAAUAACUGACACAUUAUACUACUCUACUGCAGUAGGAGUCUUUCAUUUUUAAAUAAUAUUAUCAAGAUUUAUUAUUGAAUACCAAGACUGAGAAACAGCACAGAAACCUGCUAAAGCGUUUGGAGUAUGGUGGCUCAGAACGAACAACAACACUGGGAAGCUCUAGGGUUUACUUCUUGUUUAGUAUUUGUUACUUUAAAAACAUCAUUAAAGAAGGACAUCAUCAAUAUUCCCUGACUGACAGGUAUUGUAAGUGAGAGACAAUAACUUAAAAAAAGAAUUUGAAGCAUAUCUGCUAGAAAAUCCAACAGACGAGCCCAUUUAGAUCAUUUCUGAGAGAAUAAUGUGUAUCUCUGAGUGUGUUUAUACUGCC
Salvelinus namaycush (lake trout) is the source of this 4725-nucleotide messenger RNA. Its product is annotated as insulin-like growth factor 1 receptor. The coding region runs from base 1 to 4248 and encodes 1415 amino acids. Gene Ontology annotation, biological process: glucose homeostasis; positive regulation of MAPK cascade; positive regulation of phosphatidylinositol 3-kinase/protein kinase B signal transduction. Gene Ontology annotation, cellular component: axon; membrane; insulin receptor complex. Lineage: Eukaryota; Metazoa; Chordata; Actinopteri; Salmoniformes; Salmonidae. Gene Ontology annotation, molecular function: phosphatidylinositol 3-kinase binding; insulin receptor activity; insulin receptor substrate binding. The record is from RefSeq and is a predicted model, not a curated record. The transcript has 21 exons.